AAAGUGUGUUUUAUCAGAUCGUUGGGACAUUUAGUGCUGCUGAUGCUGAGCUUUGAUGUUUCAGGUGAUAAAAACUGAGCUCAGUGGACAUGAAGUUCUUGUAGAGCCCACGGCUUUGACCUCUGAACCCGAGCGAUGAGCACCAUUGAGAUACCAGCCGGCCUGAGAGAGCUGCUGCAGGGAUACACGGUGGAGGUGCUCCGUCGGAGGCCUCCAAACCUGGUGGAGUUUGCUGUGCAGCAUUUUACACAGAUUCUGGAGAGCCAGAGGAACCAGCAGCGAGCCAAGAAACGCAGCAACAGACCUGCACGGAAAGGAGUCACUUUUGAAACCAAGUCGGACAAACCCAACAAAGACGAUGAGGAGGAGGAGGAGGAGGAAGAGGACGCUGUUAAGUCCACCACCGGCAAAUACAACCGCAGAGUUUCAGUUUGUGCAGAGGCGUACAACCCCGACGAUGAUGAGGAUGAUGAUACAGAACCUCGGGUCGUGAAUCCCAAAACAGACGAACAGCGGCGCCGGCUUCAGGAUGCAUGCAAAGAUAUUUUACUGUUUAAAACACUGGACCAGGAGCAGUUCUCUGAGGUUUUGGACGCCAUGUUCGAGGUGUUGGUCAAACCUCAGGAGCACAUAAUCGAUCAAGGAGACGAUGGAGACAAUUUCUACGUGAUAGAGAAGGGUGUUUAUGAUAUUCUGGUGCAGAAGAACGGAGCGAGUAUUUGCGUCGGAAAGUACGACAACAAAGGCAGUUUUGGAGAGCUGGCUCUCAUGUACAACACGCCGAGAGCUGCCACGAUCAUUGCGACACAGGAGGGCGCCCUGUGGGGCCUGGAUCGAGCCACAUUCCACAGACUGAUUGUGAAAAACAACGCAAAGAAGAGGAAGAUGUAUGAGGCCUUCAUCGAGUGUGUUCCUCUUCUCAAGUCCCUCGAGCUCUCAGAGAGAAUGAAGAUUGUAGAUAUUUUGGGAGCCCGAGCAUACAAAGAUGGAGACCGAAUUAUAACACAGGGUGAGAAAGCCGACUGUUUCUACGUUGUGGAAUCAGGAGAGGUGAAGAUUAUGAUCAAAAGCAAAACGAAGGCGGGUCAGCAGGACAACACAGAGGUGGAGGUGGCUCGAUGCUCCAGAGGACAGUACUUUGGAGAGCUGGCACUGGUCACCAACAAGCCUCGUGCAGCGUCGGUUUAUGCCGUGGGAGACACCAAAUGUUUAGUAAUUGACAUCCAGGCUUUUGAGCGUCUGCUGGGACCCUGCAUGGACAUCAUGAAGAGGAACAUCUCCCAGUAUGAAGACCAGCUGGUGGCGCUGUUUGGCUCCAGUGAUGAUUUGAAACACUAGGUCACAAAACUAGAAACCAGUAUUUUGAAAUCUCACGCAGUAGCAGUGCGUGUAGCAAUCACCUUCCCCCUGUUUGUUUUAUAUCACAUUAAAUGAAGUCUUCCUUGUACAAGUCUGCACCGAGGUCAACAUGUUUCAGGUGAGUGUCAUAUAGGUCACAUUUCCCCAAAUCUCCAGCAAACAGCGAUGGCUGUGCUGAACUAAAUCUCAGUGGUGAAAAAGGUCAGUUUAAUAACAUGAAGCUUCAGUUAAUCAACCGACAGUCAGGAUGAUGCAGCAUAAACAAACAACAUACAGUACUUUAGCCCUCUGAACCCCAAAAACCGCCAGCAGGUUUGAAAGGCAGAUUAUAUUUUUUUUUAAAAACACCAAAAUUACACUAUUUAACUGUGCCAGAAAUUGUUAAAACUGAAAGAAUUGUCACAUUUACAAUUUUCUGAAGGUGCUUGAGGUAAUCCUCACCCAAGAUUUGUAAUAUUGCAUCAAAAUUACUUAUCAGCCUUAUUUAAAAAAUUGCCAAAAUAUGUAAUUUGCACCAUGUCUUGCACAAAAAAAACUAAAAAUUCUGCACUCCUCAGUGAAACAGAGAACCCACAACUCCCUCAGCUGUGACCGACUGUCAUGCAGCAAAAAUUCAGAGUUUUGGGCGGAAGUGCAGACUCUGUUUACACAGAGAGGAGGCAAGGAAGGAGACAAAUCAGAGAGGUGAAAAAUAAGACAUACUUAACUAAUAAAUGCAUCAUGGCUCAAAAAGAGCAUACAGAGGAGAAAGCUGUUGCUGAAAUAUCUUUCUGGAAUUGUGUUAAGUGUCAGAGAACUGUAAAAAAAACAACAAAAAAACGCCUAGCUGGUUAAAAUGAAUUUAAAUUUGUAGUAUGUAGAGUCGCCAUUAUUGGAAAACUAACGUACGUUUUGAUUCCAAGUUAAAAUCGAACUACAGGCCGUGUUUCGCAGGUAAGAGGAAAUUAUGAGAACAAAUUGAAAAUGUAAGUAGUAAAAUAUCGAGAGAGGUAGUCACAUUUUUUUCCAGUGUUGGGAACUCCUAUGGGCACUUGAUGUUAUACACAAUUUAUUUACAUUUUUGUAAAACAGGUAAGAAAUUCAACUUACAUUAUUUCUAUGUUUGAGUUCUCUACUUCUAGCCGUAGUUGUGCUUGUUUCCAUAGAGGUACAGAGCUUUAUAAUGCGGUGAACAUCGAGCACAUAGUAAUAAAAAAAAAUGCGAUGAAGGCUUUAAAAAAUGCCACAAAACUGUUUGGGGUUCAGAGGGUUAACGCUGCAAUUAUUAUUAUUUUUUUUUUAACUUAUUGGAACCAAUAUCAUGUCUUCCCUCAGUAGGCAUUUAUGAGUCACAGUAAGGAAACAAUUCACAAGUGUAAAUAAUAGUAAUAAAUAAUUAAUAAGGGUAAAUUCCUGAUUUACCUGGGCCUCCUGAAUAAAACCAAUGUCUCUGCAUUUGGUACGAUAAGUUAAAAUAUUAAAAACAGUAAAAUGGUGCUCAAUAGCUGGAACAUUUUCCAAUCGUCUUAAACUAAACCUGUCGAUCUUACAGUUGAGCUUUUACAAGAACACAAUACCAACCAUAUAAUUAAAUACAACUAUGGCACACUUACACUGAAACUUAGUUUCCAACUUAUGUCACACUAAAUUAUGGAAAAAUGUUAUUGCAGUUGUACACAUACACAGAAUCCAUGUAGAUAAUGUACUAGUAAAUCCCACUGUGAAUUAUUUAACAUAGGCUGCUGUAGCAUUUUCCAUUUGCACUCAGCUAAGGGGGUCAGGAUCUGCUAACAAACCCUUAUUUUGUUUAAAUCUUUGUUGUAUGACAUGAAGUGUAAGUGAAACCUUGUUUUUAAUAAAUAGGUCACGUCUUCUUAAGUAUUAACGAGUGAAAUCAAGUUGGGCUGAUUGAAACGUCUUGCCAAAAAACAUUAAAAAUAAAGAAAUUACCUUAAAUACUCAUA
Molecule: messenger RNA, 3302 nt
Organism: Amphiprion ocellaris (clown anemonefish)
Lineage: Eukaryota; Metazoa; Chordata; Actinopteri; Pomacentridae
Gene: prkar2ab
Product: protein kinase, cAMP-dependent, regulatory, type II, alpha, B
Exons: 10
Coding region: 136-1338 (400 amino acids)
Biological process (GO): regulation of protein phosphorylation
Cellular component (GO): cAMP-dependent protein kinase complex
Molecular function (GO): cAMP-dependent protein kinase regulator activity
Source: RefSeq, a predicted model, not a curated record